Messenger RNA from Magnusiomyces paraingens, 1491 nucleotides. RefSeq lists its product as uncharacterized. NCBI's taxonomy places the organism in Eukaryota, Fungi, Ascomycota, Dipodascomycetes, Dipodascales, Dipodascaceae. Gene Ontology annotation, molecular function: ATP hydrolysis activity; ATP binding; ATP-dependent protein folding chaperone. Gene Ontology annotation, cellular component: cytoplasm. The record is from RefSeq and is a predicted model, not a curated record. The transcript is spliced from 2 exons. Gene Ontology annotation, biological process: protein refolding; cellular response to unfolded protein. Bases 1 to 1491 code for a protein of 496 amino acids.
AUGGCACAAGAUCAAGAAUACGCGCUAGGUAUCGACUUAGGUACAACAAAUUGUUGCGCGGCUUACUGCUGGUAUACAAACAAACUUAACUUCAAAAUCAUUGAGCAUGGUGACUGCAGCCCACUUCUUCCAUCCAUUGUCACUUAUAGUUCCAAAAACGGAGAACCAUCUGUUGGGAAUAAAGGCGGUUUAGUGGAAUUCCCCGAAACGACUAUCAUAAAUUCAAAACGGUUUAUCGGGCUUUCGUUCAAUGACCCAGGUGUUGUAAAUGACUCCAAGUUUCUUCCUUACAAAACUAUCAACCGAGAUGACAAAGUAGGUUUUGAAUUAACUUUUAACAAUAAUAAGGACAAAUUGAUCUUUACUCCUACGGAAAUAGCUACUCAGCUUCUGAGAGAAAUUAAAAACAAUGCUGAUAAUACUUUAAACAAAAAUUUUACAAAAGCUGUUGUUACUGUACCUGCAUAUUUUAAUAAUAAUCAGAGAAAUGAAACAAAAUUGGCAGCAAAAAGGGCUGGAUUCAAUGAAGUUUAUAUUUUAGACGAACCUGUGGCUGCCGCCUUAGCUUACGGAUAUGAAACUGAUUUUGACACAGAUUCAGAUUGCAACCUUCUUGUGUUUGAUCUUGGUGGAGGCACCUUUGAUGUUUCUAUUGUUUGUGUUAAAAAUGGUGAUGAAUACGAGGUACUUGCAAAAACGGGAGAUUCACAUUUAGGCGGUACUGAUUUUGAUCAUUGUCUUUUUGAAUACUUUAAAAAUGAUUUAAACAAAAAGCACCGAAUUGAUGUUACUUCAAAUAACAUUUAUAAAACCAAACUUCUUAAUGCUUGUGAGAAGGCAAAAAUUAAUUUAAGCAAGAAUAAAAAAGCUGAAUUUGACAUUCAAUUUGGAAGUUAUUGUUGUACCCUUGAAAUCACCCGUGACAUAUUCGAAAAAAUAUGCCAAAAAGAAUUUGAAAAAACAAAAGAAACUAUUGAUGAGGCACUAAAACUAGCCAAUAUUGAAUCUUCAAGUAUUAAUCAUAUCAUUCUUGUGGGUUGUUCAAGCUCAAUACCAUAUAUUUCUAAGUCCAUUUUAAGAGAAAAGUUUACCAAUAGUAAAAUUUCUAAUGAUGUCAACCCUGCGGAGGUUGUGGCUCGAGGUGCAGCACAGAAAGCAGCAUUUAUUUCGGGAAACAUACAUGGCAAUAUUUCGGAAAUCAAAAUCAGAAAUAAGACAUCACUUUCAUUUGGUGUGAGUGUUGUUCAUGGGAAAUUUUUUUGCAUUGUUCCUAAAAACACAGAAUAUCCAAUAGAGCAAUCAAAAGUUUUUCAAACUGUUAUGGAUAAUCAACAACAAUUAAGAUUGUCUAUAUAUCAGGGCGAACGACCUUAUGCUCGAAAUAACUAUUUUCUUGGAAGUAUUCGUAUUUCUGUAACUCCUUUGCCUGAAUCCCAAGCAAAAGCUACACUGAGAUAUUUGAUUGAAAGCACAAUAUUAUUAAAUAUUUAG